Molecule: messenger RNA, 2463 nt
Organism: Stylonychia lemnae
Lineage: Eukaryota; Ciliophora; Spirotrichea; Sporadotrichida; Oxytrichidae
Source: the annotation of a GenBank genome assembly
AUGAUUGAGAGAUACAUAGAUGAGAGUGAGUAUCAAAAGCUGCUACAAAAGACAGAAAAUCCUCAAUAUAGAUAGAACAUUACCUAUUUUAAACCUACUACAGAAGAUCUGCAGGCCAGUAUUGAGCGCUAGCAGGAAGAAGAGCGGAAAAAAUUUAUGUUAGCCAAACUUAAUAAGAGUUUCGAUUACGCCACCAAGAGAAAAAAAGCAAUAUAUUUUAAUUCACAAACAAAUGCUCAAUCUAAAGCAAUUCUUCCCUUAAACUAAGAUUUGGAAUUAGACCAAGCAAUCAUAAAUCUCAAGAAUACAAUGUAAAAAAAGAAAAAUUUAAAACUUCAAUAUGAUAGUAUUGAAGAUUAAACUAGGAUAUAUAAGAGUAUAUAUAACUAUUAGACUCCUUAAAAUCAUAAUUUGUACAAAUAGUAGAAUCCAGAUCUCCUCAGCAAUCAAAGAAGUAUUAUAAGGAAAUUAUUCGAAAAGAAUAAUUACAAGAAGAUUACAGAUGAGGCAGAAAAACCGAUUUCUAUAAGCAAUUUUACAAAGCAUAUUGAAUUAAGGACUAAUAUUCUGGAUUUCAGCGAUAUAGGUAAAGAGUUAGAUACUAAGAGAUUUGCUCGAAACAAAAAUUAGAGUUAUUAAACAUAGUAGCAAACAAGCAAUAGAUCCUCGAGUAAUAUAAACUAAAGCAAUCAUAAUCUAAGAUAUAAUGAAAAUCACUAUAGUAGAAUGCAAAACUCCAAAUCCUUUGAUUUAAGGUAAAAUAAAUCUCAAGUUGAUAUUGAAAAUUUGAACUCAAAAAGCAGAGUUUAGCUAGGAUGGCAACAAAAAAAGGAGUAGAUGAAUCAACACAAACAGAUAGUAUCAAAUUACAUUGAGAUCAAUUUAAAUCAGCAGCUACAAUCUAUUUUGGCCAAAUAGCUUGGCCAAGCAUGUUUACUUAUCGUCAUGAGAGGGAAUAAAUGGUUAAGAAAUAUAAUCGAAUCUGGCGUUCUAGAAAAGACAUGCUAGUAAUUUCUUAUUUUAGUUACUAAUUUAUCUUAGAUUCAUUUUGAUUGGGCGAUAUCUAGAGGCGACCCACCAAAAGAUGUCGAUUCAAUGGGCAGAGAAAUAGAAAGAAUGGAUAAUGAAAUGAAAAGACUAUAAUAAGAGAUUGAAGAGCUUGAUAGAAAUAGAUUCGGAUACUUAACCUUGAUUUUAAAAAUUUGGUUGUUAGAAUACAGAUUAAUCAGUAAGAAAGGAGAGGGUACAUUUUCAGAGGUCCUUGAAGCCUUGAGUAUCAAAACAAAGAAGAAAGUCGCAAUCAAAUGUUAACAAUUUGAGAGAGAUAUAGGCUCUAAGAAGAUUAACGAUGAGCCGACUGGAAGAUUGGCAUUGGUAUUUGAGUUAAUGGAUAUGAAUAUGUAUGAUGCCAUUAAAGUUACUAAAAUCGAUAGACCACAUGCACAGAAAUGGCAUUUUUCACAGAGAUAUAAAACCGAUGAUAAGGUUAAAUUAGCUGAUUUUGGUUCAUGCAGAGGAAUAUAUUCAAAACAACCCUACACUGAAUACAUAUCAACAAGAUGGUAUAGAGCUCCAGAAUGCUUACUAACUGAUGGAUAUUACGGGUAUAAGAUGGACUUAUGGGGUGUAGGAUGUGUUAUUUUUGAAGUGUUGUGCUUAUUUCCUUUAUUUCCUGGAAACGAUGAGCAUGACUAGGUGAUAAGAAUACAUAAUAUAAUGGGUUCUCCACCUAAGGAGCUUCUAGAUAAAUUUCAAAAAUAUGCAUCUCACAUGGAAUUCGAUUUCCCUAGUGUGCCUGAGGGUACUGGAUUGCAAAAGCUAAUGACUCAUGUGAGUCCAGAGGCCUAAGAUUUAGUCAUUAAAAUGCUAACCUAUAACCCUGAUAACAGAAUUACUGCGAGUUAGGCUGUUAAGCAUCCAUGGUUUAAAGAUCUAAGAGAUUAAGAAAAGGCAUCUAACCCACAGAUCGAUGGAAAUUUUGAUGAUGUUUCUGGUGCAGGAGAUUAUGAUUUAAAAAAAGCAGCACAAGCAAGAGGUGAUAAAUUCUUAAAAACUUAAAAGUAGCUACCAGAUUUAAAAAAAGGCUCAGUCGAUCCAUUAGUUAAAAAUCAAACUUUUCUCUCAGAAUCUGACGAUUCUAGUCUUAGAUAAUUACCAAUGAUAAAAGGAAAUUCAAGCAAUCAAGUGAAUCAAAUCUAGGAUGCUUAUGUCAGUAAAUUUGGAAAUAAAACACUUAAGAAUGGCUCUUUCAACUAAACUAAAUACAUCUCAAAUAUGAAUGGGUCACAAUCUCCUUCUUAAACAUUCUAUAAAGGUAAAUUAAUAAACUCUAAUCAUAAGAUGCUGUAGCAAUGGAGACUACGGAAAAGAAGUAAAAUUCUUCAUUUAUUGGAACCAAGAAAAUUGUCCCUUCUUAUAAAAGUUAGAAAAAGUCAUAUGUAAGCCCUUAUAAUUAGAAAAUGA